Paralichthys olivaceus (Japanese flounder) is the source of this 3407-nucleotide messenger RNA. NCBI's taxonomy places the organism in Eukaryota, Metazoa, Chordata, Actinopteri, Pleuronectiformes, Paralichthyidae. The record is from RefSeq and is a predicted model, not a curated record.
GCUACUCCCCGAAAGGCUCUGACAGCGUCUAUCCACCUCCCUCCACCAUCACACAGGAGAAUCUCUGCAGGGUGAGACGUCUGGGCUACUACGACCACACCCAGAGGCAGCUGGGAGAGAGGGCCCUCUACGUCUUUCCAGCUAAGGGGGACGCCACACGCAUCACCUGUGAGGGACCAGAGGGUGCAGCUGUCCUGCCUGAAGACCCUGUGGCCAGAAAGCUGAAAAGGAUGUUCAAGAAGGAUUCAGGAAAGAAGACGGAGAACGCUGACACACAAGACUCCCAAAACACAGACACCUCAGCUGAGCACGGGGACCAGGACGCCGACGACGAGGCUGCAGAGGACACUGACGACACCAGCUCUUUGACGUCGUCUGCGAGCUCCACAGCCUCGUCUCAGAGCGGCGGGCUGGGAACAAACCGAAAGAAGAGCAUCCCUCUCUCCAUUCGCAACCUGAAGAGGAAGCACAAGAAGAAGAGGACCAAGUUCUCCCGGGAGUUCAAGCCUGGAGACCGGGUGGCAGUAGAAGUUGUAUCCACAAAGACCACGGCUGAUGUGAUGUGGAAGGACGGGCGGGUGGAAAAGGGGAUACGAUCAAACGACCUCAUCCCGAUCCAGCACCUCGAUGGCCAUGAGUUUUGUCCCGGGGACUUUGUCGUAGACAAACGAUCCCAAGCCCUCCAGGACCCGGGAGUGUACGGAGUGAUCCAGUCAGGUGAUCACAAGGGCAGAACAUGUGUCGUCAAGUGGAUCAAACUCAACUCCACGAGUGACGACGUGGAGGUUAUCGGUCUGGAGGAGGAUGUCAGUGUGUAUGACAUCGCAGAUCACCCCGAUUUUCACUUCCGCACCACUGACAUCGUCAUCAGAAUAUGGAACUCUGAGAAAGGAGAGAACGACUGUGAAAAUGAAACGUCAGUGGGCCAGGUGUCCAGGGUGGAUGUGAGCAGCAAAGUGGAGGUGGUGUGGGCAGACAACUCAAUGACCAUCGUCCUGCCACAGCACCUCUAUAAUGUGGAAUCUGAGAUCGAGGAGACGGACUACGACUCCGUGGAGGAAACCAGCAGCGUCCUGUCCACUGAGGAGUGGGAGGACGAGAGCGACAGCUGGGAGACGGAUAACGGACUCACCACCGAGGAUGAUAGCCACAUCAACAAUGCCGAUGUCACGGACACAGCGACCCCAACCCCGACGCCCACUGGCUCCACAAACUUCAUCAUCCCCCCACAGGAGGGCAGCAAAGGCGGCAUCACCAGCCCCACUAAAGCUGUUUCUGGAGAGGAGGGAGAAGCGGCUGUGGCUGUGGCCAGUCCUUCUUCUGGAGGAGGAACGACUCCAGCAGGCACUGUCAACGGAGCGGAGAAGCCCAGCAAAGAUGGAGCCUGUCGGGGCUUCAGGGAGUUGAAAGAAGCCAUGAGAAUCCUGGAGAGCCUGAAGAACAUGACUGUGGAGCAGCUGUUGACCACCGGCUCGCCAACGUCUCCGACCUCAGCCGAACCGGCCUCCACAACUAACGUAGCGAGUGCAGUGACACCCGCUGCCCCGGAGAAGCCCACCAAGGAGAAACGUUUCCUGGAUGACAUCAAGAAGCUGCAGGAGAACCUGAGAAAGACGCUGGAUAAUGUAGCCAUCGUGGAGGAGGAGAAGAUGGAGGCUGUGGUGGAGGCAGGCGGAAGUGGAGGAGCAGGCACAGAGGUGGAGAGAGCUGGAGAGGAGAAGCCCCAACAGGAGCCUCAGACACCAGUAAGUGGACAAGAGUGGCCCAGCGAGUUUCUCAGUGACACACCAGUACUGUGCCAACAGAGCGGAGGCAAGCCCGGCGUCACAUUCACCAGUGCCAAGGGAGAGGUGUUCUCUGUGCUGGAGUGGGCACCAGACACCCACUCAUUCAAGAAAAUGGAGUUUCAACCGGCUGAGGCAAGGAAGUUCUUCAGCACAGUGAGGAAGGAAAUGGCUCUGCUCGCAACGUCACUUCCAGACGGCAUCAUGGUCAAAACAUUUGAAGAUCGCAUGGACCUUUUCUCCGCUCUGAUCAAAGGGCCGACUCGUACGCCCUAUGAGGAUGGUCUGUUCCUGUUUGACAUCCAGCUGCCCAACAUCUACCCUGCUGUGCCGCCGCUGUUUCGCUACCUGUCGCAGUGCAGCGGCCGCCUCAAUCCCAACCUCUACGACAACGGCAAAGUCUGUGUCAGUCUACUCGGCACCUGGAUCGGCAAGGGGACAGAGAGGUGGACCAGCAAGUCCAGUCUGCUGCAAGUCCUCAUCUCCAUACAAGGCCUCAUCCUGGUGAAUGAGCCUUACUAUAACGAGGCUGGCUUUGACAGUGACCGAGGUCUGCAGGAAGGGUAUGAGAACAGCCGCUGUUACAAUGAGAUGGCCCUGAUCAAGAUGGUCCAGUCUAUGACGCAGCUUCUACAGAAUCCUGUGGAGGUUUUCAAACAGGAAAUCCAGGAGCACUUUGUCUGUAACGGCUGGCGCCUCGUCCACCGCCUGGAGACGUGGCUGGAGCUGAACGACGGCGCUGAGAGGGGCCAUGCAGCACACAUGUCCUACAGGGCUUCACAUUCUAAAGACCGACCGCCCUCAGUGGAGCCUCUUGACGAGCAGCUGUCCUUGGGAACAGGGCCCCUGGUGGUGGCCCACAGCAGCCCCAGUAAGCCUGGUGAGGAGGGGAUCACCGGAGGAGGAGUUACCAGUAUUAUGGAGGAGGAGCUGGAGGAUUCAGGGCUCAGUCCUUCCACCACAGCAGCCUCUCAGCAGGAGCUGAGCCAGAACUCAGACUGUGACAGCAGCCAGGGUAACGCCUCUCUGUGUGGCGAAAGCAGGGCCCCCUCCACAGUUCCUGGCACUGUCCGUGGUGGGACAUCAGAAUCAGGUUCUACCACGCUUAGCGGAGGAGGGGUAGUCUCCACAGCAAGCCAGCCAGUGGUACGACCAAAGAAACGGAGAAAGAGCUACCGGAGUUUCCUCCCAGAAGGCAGCGGCUACCCAGACAUCGGCUUUCCACUCUUCCCGCUCUCUAAGGGGUUUGUUAAGAGCGUCCGAGGUGUGCUGCUGCAGUACCGAGCUGCGAUGGUCGCUGCCGGCGUCCCUGAGCACACAGAGGACAAGUAAGUGCCUCCUCGCCCUUCCCCGACACCCCUCUGCACUGCUUCCUGCUCUUUUCCUCCUCCGUCUCUUCUAACUUUUCAUCUGCCUCAAGCUGUAGAGGAGGAUCCAUUACUUCUCUGGGGGGAGUUUACAAUUUUCAAUCUCCUGUACUCCUGUCCAGAGCUGCACUGUGCCCCCAGCACUGCCUACAUUUUUGACCUCCAUUUCUAAGUCUGUCUUGCUCCUGCUGCCCCAACUCCACAACGUUGAACCUUUUUUUCCCCCAUAAACCCUCUCGAUCGCACCGCGACUGCA